Molecule: messenger RNA, 2442 nt
Organism: Colletotrichum tamarilloi
Lineage: Eukaryota; Fungi; Ascomycota; Sordariomycetes; Glomerellales; Glomerellaceae
Product: ATP synthase F1
Exons: 3
Coding region: 1-2442 (813 amino acids)
Biological process (GO): proteolysis
Molecular function (GO): serine-type peptidase activity
Source: RefSeq, a predicted model, not a curated record
AUGUCUUACAACGCCCCUUCCAACACUUCCAUCGCCACCAGCGGCGCUCCUCGCGCUGCGGUCUGGAGCUUGAAGUCCUCCAACCCUGAUCUCCCUGCCGAGUCUGCCAUCUUGCCCGAUGAUGGCAGCAACGGCACUGAGUCCGUCUUCGACGAUGACAAGCGUCGUCGCGUCGAGCCUCAGAGCUUUGCUGAUGGUGGCAAGUUCCGAUCUGUCGUUAAGAUUCAGGCUUGCUUCAACAAGGGCAACGGCAGCGUCUGGAUGAUGGGCUCCGGUUGGCUCAUCAGCCCGGACACCGUCGUCACCGCCGGUCAUGUCGUCUACGACUGGGGUCACCGCCUCCAGAGCGCUACGGAAAUCAAGUGCUACAUUGGAUACUCUGGCCGCGCGUCCAUUGGCACCCCCAAUGUCCAAGCCCGUUUUGGCGAGCGUAUCAUCACCACCGCUGAGUGGAUCGAGGCUGCUGGCAACCGCAGACACGAUGUUGCCUUCAUCAAGGUCAACCGUCCCUUCACCGGAAACCUCCGAAACAUCCCGUUCAAGGAGACUCCUUUGUUCGCCAAGAACGCCAACAUUGGUGUUGUUGGAUACCCUGGUGACAAAUACCUCGAGGGCCAGAACGGACAGAGCGGAGAGAAGGGUGCCCAGAUGUACGAGGAGUUCGCGCCUACCGAGUAUGACCUCAAGAAGAGCGAGCGCCACAUGAUUGAGUACCAGGUCUCGACUUUCGCCGGCCAGUCUGGUGCCCCAAUCUUCCAGGUUGAGAACAACGCGCUGGUGUCCAUUGGCACUCACUGCUACGGUGGUGGUGGCGACGAGAGCAACUCUGGCAACUCCAUCGGCGGCCCAUAUGGUAACAACUACCAUGCUUUCCUCGAUCUCUUCAACAGCCCCCAAUUCCCGCAAGCACAGCGCCAGGGUAUCAAGGUUCUCACUGCCAACGGCAAUGCUCGUCCCAGCAGCAACAUCAGCGCCUCCAACGGCGCGCCCAGCAACGGGCAGGUCAAGAACGGCAGCGCCCCCUAUUCCAACGGUUACGGCAACGGCAACACGUACAACGGUAACGGCAACGGAUAUUCCAAUGGUGCCUCCAACGGACACAGCAACGGCUACAACGGCUUUCGCCAGGAGAACGUGUCUUCUCCCCCGCAGCCGACCCACUACAACUCGGGCACGGGUCUUCAGGAGAGUUCGGAUGAGGAGGGCUUCUUCGAUAUCAUCAGGUCGAUCGCCAAGGUCGCCGGACCUGUCGUCUCGACUGUCACUCCUUUCCUUGGCCCCAUUGGUGGGCCCAUCGGUGCCAUCGCUGGCGGCAUCCUUUCGACUGUCGGAGGUGCCGAAAGCGCCCUCGAGGACGGCAACGCGACUGCCGCGGUCGAGACCGCGAUCAACUCGGGCGCCACUGAGCGCGCGGUGCUCGCCGAGGCGUCGCUUCAGGCCCUACUGAAGCUCGAGGAUACCCCCGAGACCGCUGAGAUUCUCCACACCAUCAACUCGAAGUACAACGCCUUCAGACCCAAGUUGGAUGCCAUCGCCAAGGUUGCUCAGCCCCAGCUCACUGAGGCCGGGCUUCACCUGGCUCAUCGCCAGAUGGCCAAGAUCCAGGAACGAGGAGCCUCUGGAUUCCAGGAAUCUGAUAUCGAGCUUCCUCGCGAGCAGCUCAGGGGGCUCCAGUACAACCAGCAGGGUUCGCAAGGAGCCUUUGUUCAGGGCCUUCUGGCACCCACUCGUCCGGUCUCGGGCGAAGAGGGCUUCUUUGACUCCCUCGGCUCCGUCUUGAGCAAGGGCAUCAGCUUCGCCAAGCCCUUCAUUGCGAGUGCCGCGCAGGGAGCACUCUCCGGCGUCAUCGGCCGUCUCGGUGGUGGCGCAGAGUCCUCCUUCGACACCCCCGCCGUCGGCUCUCACGAGUAUGCCACACUCCUCGCGUUCAAGCGUGCUGCUGCCGCAGAAGCCGCUCUGCAGACCCUCAUGGCUCUGCCCAAGGAGAAGCUCGACCGCCUUCGCGUCAGCGAACCCCAAAACGGCGAGGAGGGUUUCUUUGACGUCAUCAAGGCUGGUGUCCAGAAGAUUGCCCCCUCCGUGCUGGACAUCGCCAAGACUGCCAUGCGCAAGGUCGUCCCCGUCAUCGUCGACGCUGCUUCCCAGAAGAUCAAGAGCGCCGUCGGACAGGAGAGCGCCGACUCGGCUCCCCGCAACAACAUCACCAGCACUACCAGUGUCAUUAGGACCAAGAGGUCCGUCGCAGACUUGCUUACCGCGUCGGGUCAGUCCUACAAGGGAGCGAAGGUGAGCAACAGCCCUGAUGAUUCCGACCACGUGAACGCCACCCUGGAGGAGCUCCUCAAGUCCCGUGAGAGUACAUGGGUGCCUUCGCUCCACAAGCGCAAGUCCUGGGACUCGAACGACGACGGCCUCUGCAUGAUGGACGACGAGGAUCUUUGA